This is a messenger RNA of Micropterus dolomieu (smallmouth bass), 3103 nucleotides long. Its product is annotated as probable G-protein coupled receptor 153. Gene Ontology annotation, molecular function: G protein-coupled receptor activity. The transcript has 6 exons. Gene Ontology annotation, biological process: G protein-coupled receptor signaling pathway. The coding region runs from base 686 to 2710 and encodes 674 amino acids. Lineage: Eukaryota; Metazoa; Chordata; Actinopteri; Centrarchiformes; Centrarchidae. The record is from RefSeq and is a predicted model, not a curated record. Gene Ontology annotation, cellular component: membrane.
ACGAGCCUGUACUGCUCGGGAGCGCGCAGCAAUCAUGCCUCAUCCGUUGCUCUCCUCGCCACUGUCGGAAAAUAGAAGAAGAAAUUCGUCGUUUACCUAAAAUGAUCAGAUCUUUUAGCGCUCGUGCUGUCGUGAAGAAUUAAAUGAUUUUAUAAAAAUCCAUAGCCUACUCGUCGAUAAUUUAUCAUCCCCCCUCGUCAAUGAGAGCAACAAGACACAAGAUGAGUACAGCUGUGGUGAUGUGGUGUUUCAGGGCUCAUCCUUUAUUUCGCAGGUCAUUCCCUUAACUUGAUCCUGUCCACACUCCUGACGCUGUUCAGUUUGGGGAUGUAAACGCUGGGAAGCCGCUAUAACGGACCUGAACUGAUAUGACUCAACGAGAGUGUUUUCAUUUCCCCGGAAAAAUGAGCCGUUAGGAGCCCAAACACCGUGUGAAAGCCUCAGGCUUGUAAGGGAACUGGCCCUUCCAUCCUCCCUCUCUAACAUCCCACUGUGUCACAGCACUACCAUGUCCUUUCCCUGCUGUGCCCAUCCCAUGGAGAGUGCACACCCACCCAGAUAGGAUGCCUGCCUUGCCCGACGCCCUGCAUCCCCUCCUGCCCAUCACCACCUCCUCCUUCUCCUCGGGUGUACCUGCUCUUGCCAUAAGUUCCUUGCGGCCCCACAGGCUCCGCCCUGCUCCAACAUGGUGGAUGAGGUAACCACCAUGAAGGAUGAUGUCAUCAACGCCAACACGCUGGCUUGGCUGGUCUGCUCAGGCGUGUCCAUCCUGGCCAACACUUGGAGCAUCCUUAGCGUCAGUGCCAAGCAGAAAAAGUGGAAACCGCUGGAGUUCCUCAUCUGCACACUGGCAGGCACGCACAUCCUCAACAUGGCCAUCCCCAUCACUAUGUACUGUGUCAUAACGCUGCGCCGUCAGCACUCUAACUACGAGUGGAAUGAGGGUCUCUGCAAGGUGUUUGUCUCCACCUUCUACACUCUCACACUGGUCACCUGCUUCUCUGUAACCUCGCUUUCUUAUCACCGCAUGUGGAUGGUGCGCUGGCCUGUAAACUACAGGUUGAGUAACACCAAGAAGCAAGCAGUGCACACGGUGAUGGGCAUCUGGAUGGUCUCCUUCAUCCUGUCCACGCUUCCAGCUGUGGGCUGGCAUGACACCAUUGACCGCUUCUACACCUCUGACUGCCGAUUCAUUGUGACGGAGAUUGGUCUAGGCUUUGGCGUGUGCUUUCUGCUGCUGAUCGGUGGUAGCGUUGCCAUGGGUGUGAUUUGCAUUGGCAUCGCUCUCUUCCAGACCUUCUCCAUUCAGGCAGGCCACAAUGCCGACAAGAACAAGUUCAACGUCCCCACCAUAGUGGUUGAGGACGCCCAGGGGAAGCGCAGAUCAUCCAUUGAUGGAUCGGAGCCUCUCAAGACAUCACUGCAGAUCACCUACCUGAUCAGUGGUAUCGUCUUCAUCUAUGACUUCUUGACUGGCUUCCCCAUACUGGUGGUGAGCUUUGCUAGUCUGAAGUUUGACCGCUCCUACAACUGGAUGGUGUUGUGUGUGCUGUGGUGCUCCAUUGCCCAGUCCAUCCUCCUGCCCAUGUUCAUCUGGGCUUGUGACCGCUAUCGGGCUGACAUCCGCAUGGUGUGGGAGAAGUGCGUUGCCAUCAUGUCCAACGACGACGUGGAUGAGGAAAACAGCCAAGAUGGAGGAAUUCAUGCCGACUUAAUAUAUGACAGACCAUAUGACUAUAGCUCGGCGCCUGAAAUCGUGACGGUAGACCGUAAUGCCAAGUAUGAGUUCUCAACCUUAGAAAGGGGGGUUCCGCAAGGGUAUCCAAUGAGGGAACAACAGGAAGAUAAAAUGCAGUAUUUGCAGGUGCCCCCUACAAGAAGAUUCUCCCACGACGAAACCGACAUGUGGACCAGCGACCGGAUCCCCUCAUACCUUCACCGGUGGGGCUCCACCGAGGACAUGAUAGUGAGUGCCCACUACAGCUCCACCUUGCCGCGCCACGAGAGGCGCAGGAACAGCCUGGUCUCCUACCACGAGGAGAGCCAUCAUCACCAUCACCCGCACCGAAAGCGGCGACGCUCUGAGGAUAGUAUGCACUCCCUCAAGCACCUGCCACGCGUGGUUUGUGGCGGGGAACACUAUGAGGACGAACUGCGCUGUUUCAGCCGCGAUGAGGUAAUUAACUUUAUAGAUGAGACGCCGCUGCCGAGCCCCAGGAAGAGCCCCCGGCGCGCAUCUACCAUCUCACUGAUACCCAAUGUGUAUGAACAUCACAUAGUCAUCCUCCCUCAUUUCCCGCUCACAGACUUUGAGCGUGAGCCUCAAGCACUCAGGCGACUUUCAGAACACAAAAGGAGCAGCAGUCGGAGCAAUUCACCUGAGGGUUCCCCCAAACCCGACAGACCCGCUGGGAAGAAGAGCCCCGGAACUUGUGGCUCUGGUAAAGGCUGCCGGGAGCGCUCGCGAGAUGGGAAACAUCAGUGUGAAGUUGGCUCACCUGGGCGUAGCCAGCAGACUCCAGGGCACUCUGCCUACAGGCCCAGGACAUGCGGUGGAGCCCGGGCUGGGGCAGGAGCUGACUGGGGGCAUCAGAAGCACCUGAGCAAGGCCGAGAAUAAAGGAAGCACUAACAGUUUUGUAAGCACACCCUCGGCAUCGUCCUCGGGAUACAUCACAUUUCACUCUGAUUCUGUCGGCUCCACCACUUAAAAACAAAGGUUUUCCUUGUUAAUAUCAACAUUGUUACUGAAGUUAUGAUCAUAAUGAAAACCACUGGAAUAUUUGUGGUUAUGGGAAAGUGACAUAGUGGAUUAUUUGACCCUUUUACUUGUGCCACUAUUCUGUUUUAAUAUUUAAAUAUAUAUAUACAACCAAUAAAUAUCUGUUAUGCUAAAUGGCCUUGGGAGCUUUGGACAUAAUUUGUGAAUUAGGCUGGUGAACAGUUUGGGUGAUCCUGUUAUUCAGCUUUCACAUCACCAAAUAGCCACAAAGGACACUUUUUCCAGCACUGACACAAAUAAACUGUUUUUAAAUGGCGUGAACAUUCCCACACACCUUGUUUUUGCUGUUCGAUGUUUCUUAUUAAAUACUCAAAGAAUUGGA